This is a messenger RNA of Scleropages formosus (Asian bonytongue), 3739 nucleotides long. RefSeq names its product voltage-dependent calcium channel beta subunit-associated regulatory protein-like. Gene Ontology annotation, molecular function: transmembrane transporter binding. The record is from RefSeq and is a predicted model, not a curated record. Gene Ontology annotation, biological process: negative regulation of voltage-gated calcium channel activity; negative regulation of calcium ion-dependent exocytosis. NCBI's taxonomy places the organism in Eukaryota, Metazoa, Chordata, Actinopteri, Osteoglossiformes, Osteoglossidae. Gene Ontology annotation, cellular component: secretory granule; plasma membrane. The transcript has 10 exons. Bases 221 to 2506 code for a protein of 761 amino acids.
GUCCGUCCGUCAGUCAGUCCGACAGGAGCUCGCGCCCCCGUGGGUGUGUCCUCGCGCGCGCAGCCUUUCAUUCAUAAAUACCGGGAGCAUCCUGGUCGGAGAGCGAGAGCGGGCUCGUGCCGGAGCCGUCACAGUCGCCUUACGGAGGGAAGACCGGCGCAUGGAGCGCGCGCACUGACGGUGACGCCAGGGCGCCCUUGCGGCCUCGCUCUCCUGGACCAUGAGCCAUGAGCUUCCUGUGCUGAAAAGCCUCGCGGAAAACGUCACCGAUGCCCCUCAAGAGCCCAGGGAGCAGGACGGCUACGUCCUCCUGCUCGUGCUCCUCUGCGUCUUCGUCGGGGGGACGCUGGUCCUGCUGUCUGUCCUGCUCAUCCUCUGCCGUCGCUGCUGCGAGGGGGGGCGCCGCUACUCCAGGGCCAGCGACGACCCCGAGAAGACCAACACGACGUACGUGGAGGAGUCGCAACCCGUUCAAGAGAUCACCAUCAGAGUGGACGAGGCGGAGCGCCAGUCGGCAUCCAGCGGGCAGGAUGAGGAGACGGAGCGCUUCCUGUCUCUGGGCUCCACUGGGCGCCGCGUCUCCUUCAACGAGUCGGCGCUUUUCGAGCACAGCAGGAAGGCGCAAGAGAAGGGCCGCAGGUACACUCUUACCGAGGGCGACUUCCACCACCUGAAGAACGCGCGGCUCACCCAGCUGCACCUGCCGUCUCCCGCGCUGAACAUCCUCACCAUCCCGGAGUGCGAGUCCCCCGAGAGACCUGCGUCCAAAGGCCAGCUGUCCAUCUUCCAGUUGCCCCACACUGCCCCCACGAGGCUGGGUCUCAGCCCCAGUUCCAGGCUCCCGGGGGACACCUUGAACUUCAUUGUGGACAGGGGUUUGGAGGAGCCACAGCCCUGUCGCCCCAGUGCUGCGCAGGUGGAGGUGAUGGAAGCGCGGCCGGGGGGUGGCGGGCGUAUGAACUCCACCCAGGGUGCGGGGGUGCAGCUCUUCACCAGACUGCGGCGCCACGCCAGCCUGGAGGGCGUCAGUCCCUACUUCAGCAUCAAGAAGUGGAAGCUGGACAGCAUCCAUCGAGCCUCCAGCCUGGACAUGCGAGGAUCCCCCAAAAGGCGGCAGGUCCAGCGGCAGAGGGCGGCCAGUGAGAGCAAGGACCACGACCAGGACGAGUGCGACUCCAGCCGACUCGACUUCAUCCAGUACAUCGCUCGCGCCCACGCCGAGACGUACCGUCCCGGCAGCCCCUCAGUGUCCAUCCCGGCCCCACCCUCCUCGCCACCACCUUCCCUCGGCAGGUUAGAGCUGGAGGUGGAGCCAGUCAUGGAGGCCAGUGGCAGCGGAGCGACAGGAUUGACCAGUAUGGCACCUGAGCCCCAGGAGGAGGGGCCGGAGGCAGGGGCGGGGCUUGGGGCGGGGCCAGUUAGCCGACAGGAGAGCUGCGAGCACCAGACCCUGUACCGCGACAUCUGGAUGCUGCGCGCCUCCCUGGAGCAGUACGCCUCUUCCGACCAAAGCAGCAACAACGACAGGGACUCGGUGCGCAGCGAAGCCGGCAGCAUGAGCUCACUGGUGGGCGGGGCCAGCAGAGGGCCGCUGACCAGCUGUCCGUCUCAGGACAUCGGCGACGAGCUGGAGGCGGAGCUUCCCGGCGAGCCGGUCGGGAGGAAGCAGGGGGGCAAGCAGGACAGCGUAGAUUCGGAGAGGGGCAGCGACGGCGAGUCGGGGAACCGUAAGCUGCUGCAGAUGGACAGCGGCUACGCCUCCAUCGAGGCUCCGUCCCGCGUCCCCGAGGAGCUGCGGCUGUUUGUGACCGCCGGCGGUGGCGGCGCCAAGGCCAAAACGGCCUCUGAAAAGCGGCACUUCUUCACCAGCUCGGGGCGCAAGGGCAGCGUGUGCGAGAGCUUCGAGUCGCGCCUCUCCGAGGAGGAGCUGGAGGAAGAGGAGGCGCCGGGAGGCAGCGUCGCCGAAAGCCCUGUGGGGUGGCAGCCGCGCCGGGACUUCAGCAUCGACGAGAAGACGGACGCGCUCUUCCAUGAGUUCCUGCGGCGCGACCCCCAGUUCGACCAGCAGGAGUCGCCGGCCCGUCAGAAGCACCGCUCGUCCCGGGUGCACCUGCGCAAGCAAUGGCAGCGCACCAAGCAGCGCAGCGACCCCGGCGUCCGCCUGCCUCCGGGCCUCGAGCGCCAGCGUGCCACUCUGCGCCGUGGUGACAGCGCCAACUACCCGCUGGACACGCGCUACCACAGCACGCUGUCGCGCAUCGUGAGCGCGGCCGACGAGGAGGCCAGCGAGGAAGACAAGGCGAAGGGGAGCCCCUCGCACUCCCCGCCCCCUGACGGGCGGCCCCCCGGUUCAGGCUACGGCCCACAGACGGUCACGCUCGAGCUGGCGGACAAGCUGGUGUCGAGCCUGGAGGACAAGCUGUACGCAGGGCUGCGUGCCGCCAAGGGCAGCUGCGAGUGCGUAGCCACGGCCGUGCACGUGAGCCCCGACCACAGCCCCGUGUAGAGCCACUGCCCCAUACCCCACCCUCCAUGGGCGCAGCAGGUGAAGCCCCUUCCGCUGACCUGCUGCACCUGCGAUUCUCCCACAAUGCUUCACUGCCUCCUCCGUACGGUAGGAAGGUGCCGUGGAGGUGAACCCGCCCCCACCGACGACGCCACUGUGAAAGCAGGUGCUUCCGGCCCUCGGUCCUACAGCGGUCACAUGACCCGUGCUCCAGCGCACCUCCUUGAUGGGACUCGCUCGUCCCGGGUGCCCGGCUGGCAGGAAGUUUUCCGGUUCGACCGCUUCUCUGACUGGUGGUACAGUGGCCCCAUUAGGGGGUCCCCUUUGUCCUAACACUGUAUUUAUAUUCGUUUCUUAGCUUUACUUUCCUGUCCCACAGUUCGGCCCCAAAGUGUUUAGGAACAAUUAGCUGCUGCCCAGUUUGCGCCGUACACGGUUAAGGAGGACGCACUUUUAAAACCAUGCCAUUUUUAGACCACAUUCACUAAUGGUCUAUCGCGAGGACCAUCAAAUUUCCGUUAAAACUCCCAUCUUUGACCCCAAAUGCACAUUUGUCCCUCCGUAGGAAGCAUGCGUGUUACUUCCAGGCAUAGAGCAAAUAAACAAUACUCACUGAUUAUUUGCAAACACUGACCGAACACAUGUGGGGAGUGAAGGGGUGCGACGCACUGCUGGAUGCAUUUAAGAGAGUGUCCAAAACAAAUUAGAAGUGACGCUUAAGGAACCACAAAACGUAAUCUUUGGGCGGCGGCACCGACAGCAGCCGUCUGAGCUCCGCUGCAGGACGCCUUCUGUCCCCCAUCGGUCCGUUGAGCGCUGCGACGCCAAAUACUGCGCUUGACUCUUGACCCUUUGGCAGGUGCCACCGAUAAUUCAGGAAGGAGGUGUGGCCAUGCUCCCGCCUGCCCCAAAAUUCUGCCUUUUCAAUUUUGCAGCUCUGCUAUAUUAUUUCAGCACAUUUAUGCUAAAAUAAGCAUACGCUGCAAUUUCCCAGUUGCGUAACCAAACCAGUGGCAGUGAUAGGACUUCAGAGGAGGGGGCAUUUAGCCAACAAGUGCGGUUAUGGGCAGCGCUUCGGUCCCUAACCCUGGUGUCAACCGGGCCACGACUGUCCUUCCUGCUCAGAGAGCUGAAGAAACGGGUCCAGGACCUGGAAGAACAUGUUGUUCAGCAAAAAUAUUAAGGUUACGCUGUUGGAUCACUUUAAUCUGGUCACAGUGAUAGUGAUAUUUU